Messenger RNA from Marmota monax (woodchuck), 4219 nucleotides. It is a transcript of the gene Foxe1, whose product is annotated as forkhead box E1. Gene Ontology annotation, molecular function: DNA-binding transcription factor activity, RNA polymerase II-specific; RNA polymerase II cis-regulatory region sequence-specific DNA binding. The transcript has a single exon. Gene Ontology annotation, biological process: anatomical structure morphogenesis; cell differentiation; regulation of transcription by RNA polymerase II. The record is from RefSeq and is a predicted model, not a curated record. The coding region runs from base 675 to 1802 and encodes 375 amino acids. Lineage: Eukaryota; Metazoa; Chordata; Mammalia; Rodentia; Sciuridae.
CGGCCUGAAGUUUGGAUUCCAACACCGCGAAGGGGAGCUGUUGCGGGCAGCCCACCCUUGCCAGUGCCGCGACCUUACUGCCUGGACUCGCCUCUCGCCGUAAGUACGGCCCGCCACCUGGGCCGUAGGGGCGCGGCAUGCGCUGCCCGCGCCAGAAAGCCCCGCGCAGGCACUAACUGCCCUCGCUUCAGGCCUCCGAACCUGCAACCUCCUCUACGUUCACGUCCCGACGGCUAUCUUCGGACCAGCAGGGGUUCCAGUCCAGCUGCAGGACCCAAACCCCAGAACCACUUCCGGACCCCUUCACGGUCUGGCGCCAGCUUGCAAAGGACCCUUCGGGCCGGUGACCUGAGUCCAGUUCCGGUCCCCGCGCCGCCUCCUGGCCUUGAACUCCAGAACACGAGCUGAGUCGUAAGUGGUCAGGGCAUUCGCGAGGCUCUGUCGGUACUGUGCUAUCCUUGUGAGCGAAGGCACCCAGCCUCCAGCGCGCCCCAGCCCGGGCAGUUGUGCUCUCGGGGCCAGCCUGCGAGGUCUUCCAGAGCUCUCCACCGCGGGCCGUAGCUUCAGUUUCAGGGACCCCACGUCCGGAGUUCCCACCUCGGACCGGUCCCCACUCGGACCCUCGACAGCGACCCGCGGCGCAAUCGCCUGGAGACGUGCGGGACGGCUGAGCCAUGACCGCCGAGAGCGGGCCGCCGCCGCCACCGUCGCAGUCGGAGGCACUGGCUGCCGUGAAAGAGGAGCGCGGCGAGGCCGCACCGGCUGGGCCGGGGGUCCCCGCGGAGGCCGUGGGUCGCGGCGCGGGUGGGCGGCGGCGUAAACGCCCCCUGCAACGCGGGAAGCCGCCCUACAGCUACAUCGCGCUCAUUGCCAUGGCCAUCGCGCACGCGCCCGAGCGCCGCCUCACUCUGGGUGGCAUCUAUAAAUUCAUCACCGAACGCUUCCCUUUCUACCGUGACAAUCCCAAAAAGUGGCAAAACAGCAUCCGUCACAACCUCACGCUCAACGACUGCUUCCUCAAGAUCCCGCGUGAGGCCGGCCGCCCGGGAAAGGGCAAUUACUGGGCGCUGGACCCCAACGCCGAGGACAUGUUUGAGAGCGGGAGCUUCCUGCGCCGCCGAAAGCGCUUCAAGCGCUCGGACCUCUCCACUUACCCGGCCUACAUGCACGACGCCGCGGCUGCGGCAGCCGCAGCCGCCGCUGCCGCCGCCGCAGCCAUCUUCCCGGGAGCGGUGCCCGCCGCACGCACGCCCUACCCGGGUGCGGUCUAUGCGAGCUACGCACCGCCGUCGCUCGCCGCGCCGCCUCCAGUCUACUACCCCUCCGCGUCUCCGAGCCCUUGCCGUGUCUUCGGCCUGGUUCCUGAGCGACCGCUCAGCCCAGAUCUGGGUCCCGCGCCGUCUGGGCCUGGCGGUUCCUGUGCUUUUGCCUCUGCAGGCGCUCCCGCCACUACCACCGGCUACCAGACCACCGGCUGCGCAGGGGCGCGGCCACCCAACCCCUCCACCUACGCUGCUGCCUACACGGGUCCCGACGGCGCAUACCCUCAAGCCGCCAGCAGUGCGCUCUUCGCUGCAGCUGGACGCCUGGCGGGACCCGCUUCGUCCCCGGCUAGUGGCAGCAGCGGCGGAGUCGAGACCACUGUGGACUUCUACGGGCGCACGUCGCCAGGCCAGUUCGGAGCGCUAGGGCCUUGCUACAAUCCUGGCGGGCAACUGGGAGGGAGCAGUGGAGGGGCCUACCAUGCCCGCCAUGCCACCGCCUAUCCUGGAGGGGUAGAUCGGUUCGUGUCCGCCAUGUGAGCCGAAAAUAGGGACGAAAACGAAUAGAUACUUUGGCUGUCUACACAAAAUAAAUAUCCCCGUGACAUGAGGACAGGACUAGAAAGAGGACCGAAUUGGGACCCACGAGGAAGGUACCAAGAGUGCUGGAGAGGCUCAAUCUCCUAGCACACCGUGUAAACACUGAUUUGUUUUGUAAAUGGGAGUUGAGGAGAGGCUGCCCGCAGCUUUUGGAUUAGCACAAGGGAUCUUCAAGAGGGUGAAGCCCCAAAGAACAGGCCUUUCUGGCUUUCUAUCAGGGAGGGUCCAUGGCAAUAUAGGAUGGAGUUGGAGACAGCGCAGUGUCUACACCAGGAUCAGGAGUCAUAUAGCUUCACCCUUUCCUGUGCUGCACAAAACAGGCUUUUUCACAUGGUUCGGCCUUUUGUACCUUUGACUACAUUACUGCAAUAAAAGGCCAGGACAGCGCUUUUCUUCUGAAAGUAAGGACAAGUUUGAAAAAAAAAAAAAAGUAGUUGUUUUUAGAUUUGUUUUUAAAUAGAAGAAAUCUGCUCUGGUUGAUCCAGCUGGUUUUCCCUGCCUCUGAGAACUUCAGACCACACUUAGCUCUCCAGUGAGACCCAGUUCCAUUCCAGACCUUCAAACCUUUAGUCUCCCUGUUACACAACAGGGCUCUCCCAGUCCACUCCCCUCCCCCAUAUUAGACUUAAGAACACCAUCAACUUGGAUGCCACCCUGCAUAUUUGGCAGCAUUGGUGGGCCACCCAGGGCCUCAGAGUAGCAAUCCAAAGUCUAACCAUCACUCAAGGAAUUGAUACAAAUCAUAGCAAGCACCUAAAGUCCCAGGACUAGCUCCAAGAAGCAAUUAUAUCACAAUUCGUUGAAUCUUUUGAGCGGGAUGUUCUGGUCAUCCCACAGCUAUUACUGCCCUACCAUAAAUCUGAUUUUCCAGUGAGGCAAGUAGAAAUACAUUUGCCCAUUAUCCAUGGCUUCUUUUCAUAAAGCAGCCCUGGACCCAAUGGGUAUGCUAAAAUGUUCAAAGAGAUGAGAGGACUCUCAGGGUAGUUGGUUGGUGAUGGCUUUCAAUAGUUGGGGUUAGAUCUUCCAUUCCUGGCACCCUCUGCUAUGCCUCAGCAGCCCUCCCAUGCAGAAAGCAAAAAGAACAUUUAAAUUGGAUGGUCAACGAAGUGAGCUUUGAAAGAAACUGGAUUUUUAACUUUGAUGUCUUGUUUUUGUUUUGUUUUGUUUGUAAGCAACAGGCUCACCAAAAUCAGAGGAAAUCUGGCAACACUCCCACUUUUAUCUCAUCUUAUAAAUUUUUAUUUGUGGGGGAGGACUUUCAACAUUAAAUAUGUCAGAGGUGCCACUCAAAGCUUUCAGAUAAAACUAAGUGGUAAGAUGGACUGUUUUUAAUUGAAAGAAAGAAAGAAAGAAGCAAAACUUUGAGCACUAGCACUAGUUCUGGCAAGAGAAACUAGGCCUCUUUCUGCAGAGUUAGCUUGGUAGGAAAGGGUGGGGCCAUGAAGAAGGUUGUAUGAACACUAUUAAUAAUUUCUUUUUAUUUGGGGGACUGCACAAUUCUGUUCACAAAGAACAUGGUUCAGUCUAGACAGGAAUUUGUCUAAAUCAGUGGUAUCCAAUAGAAAUAAAAUGCAAGUCAUAGAUGUAAUUUUAAAUUUCCUAGUAGCCGUAUUAAUAAAAGAAACAGGUGAGAAUAAUUUUAAUAAUAUAUUGUAUUCAACCCAAUAUACCCAAAAUAUCAUUUCAACAUGUACUCAAUAUAUGCUUUACUCUUUUGUCAUGCUAUGUCUUCAAAAAUUGGGAUAUAUUUUCCACUGACAACUUGUCUAACUUUGAAUUAUCCCCAUGUGGCUGAUAGCUACUGCUGUGGACAGUCUUUGCAGGCCUAAGUGUUGUUUCUUCCUGGCUUUGGUUUUAGUAAAUGACCACUUGAAGGCAGGUGGCAGCUGGAGCACCCACCCAGCCCUGUGACCAUGGAAUCUCCAGGUUUGGGGCCUCCCUCCUCUUCUUGUGAACCUUUCCAUGUAUGAGAUGCAAGGAUUCUAUGGGUGCAGUUCUACUGGCUCUCCCAGACAGAGAGGUGAGGAUGGCAGAAGCAGAAAUUGAGAGUCUUCCACUUGGAGUUCUAUCCUUGGCUGGGGAGAGCCUCCACACCAGAGCUGGAAAGAGCAGUUUUUGCACUUAGUUAGCAGGGAAUUGAAUGUCUCUGUUUCUGUGUUUGUUUUUUGAUUACCAAGUCCAGUGCUUUGACAAUGCCAUUAACCUUAAGCCAGUCCCUUCUCUAGCGUCCUCAAAUGGGAAUUUGCGUCUGCUACCUCAGAGGGACCUCCUGAAGUUAAACGAGAUAAGUGGGUGAGAAACGCUUUGCAAAGGAACGGACAUAGACGUGCGGAAAGUCGUGUAUGUAUAUAUGUAUG